AUGCUCGCCCUAUUUGCAGAGCGCGUCGAGAAGCACCCAAGCUGCCGUGCUUCGCGGCGUUAUCACUGGCCUGGUCCGCACCACCACAGUCAUGUCAAGGACGACAGCCAAAGGCAACGAAGGGGAUGGACCCUCACUGACGUGACGGGGCAAAGCCUAUGUGACAUUUACGGCCCCACACCCAGGCAUUCGGUGUCCGUGACGAUCCUUACUGGCUCGGCAGUAAAUUCCACGAGGACAAACAGGAACGCCAACUCCAUGAUGCCACAUGUUGCGUCCCUUGCGGAGCCCUUUCUGGCAACAGAGACGGUGACUUCGCGUUGCCACCGCCAUGGGCCUCCAAACGUUACAAUUCAUCUCCGACGAAAUGGUUCUUACCCCGUAUCCCGUAUAAGGCGUGAUGCCGGUGGGGCAAAAGGCGAUAAUACAGAGUAUUCUGAAAAAAAAGACUCGGUGCAGCCGUCUGCCUCAACGCUUUCACGUUUAGCGGAUCAGAGCAAUAUCACCAAUGCCCCUCUUGAUUCAGUGAGACACAAUGAAUCCGAUGACGCGACCAUUGUGUUUGGGGUAAGCCACACAGGGGCCCCUGCGGCUUUCUUCUCUCCAUAUUCCACGGCACAAAGUGGCACAGCAGAUGCCCUGACGAGCACAGGGACUUGGCUGAACCCAACGGCGAGGACAACCCCGGUUGGGGUUGCAGAGUUGCCGCGGAAAGCGCCGGAAGAUGACUCUGUGCCGACGACUUACUCAAAUGGCAUGAAAUCCGUUAAAUCAUCAUUGCCUUUUAAAGCGGAUUUUGAGCAAGAGCGUCCAUCCAAGUGCGACGGCAGAGUAGAGGAGGACACGGGGGCAAUGAAGAAACAUUUACAAAGGCAUGCUGUCAUGAGGGAUACGAAUCAUGGGCAUGCCGACGAUGCGUCUCGUGGAGGGGUAAACAAAAUCAACUCCGAAUUCCCUUUGCGAGAGUUGCGGGGCGUUGCCGCUGGCGUGGAAGAGGUCCGGCAUCAAGGACAGCACUCGCAUGAAGGCGUUUAUGACUUUGAUGUAUCCGAGCGAGCAUCACAACUCGAUAUUCCGUUUUGUCUCUAUGAACGCAAACAAAAAUCUUCCCGGUUGGCGGCAUUAUUUGCAAAGGCCUAUCUGUGUUGUGUAGAAGGGAAAAAUCCCCUUACGGAUGAAGAGCCCUCUUCCUUGGAGUUUUACUGCCACGAAGAGGACCAUUAUAACAGCCUGGAUGACAGCUAUCACAAUGAUAAGGAAGUUUUUGACGCCUUAAGCAUCACUACAACUUCAUCGUGUGCAUUUGGCGCCGGUUUGGCCAGUUUCAGGCUGCGUAACCACCCCCGUCAGAGUUUUGACGUUGAUGAUAAUAAGAACAACAAUAAUAAUGGUAACAAUAAUGGUAAUAGUGAUGAGAACAUACAGCCGUCCCUCUGGACACAUUGUUCCACAUGCGUUGAUGGGGGAAGGACGAUGGAGAUCUCGGCAUAUGCGGCCGAAGAAGCCAUUUAUGAGCUCAAGGUGCAGGCGAAGCGUCGCAACGCCGCGUUGCUGGCGAAAUACGUGGCAUCGUGUCGGCAGGUGGUCCCGGAUAGUUUUCCGGCGGUGGCGAACCGAUCGCGCCGGGGUGAUGGCGUGGAUGACCACCAGCAGAUGGAAGGAUUAAAGAAUGAUGCUCCUGCAGCGAUGGCGGGGGCGGGUUUCCCUCAAGUCACAGUCGACACGCCGGUGUGUGUGCGUCAUUCCAAUGACGACAGGAAGGAGCACCAACUGCCGGGUGGGGCGGUCUCGAGGUUUCGGGGCAUUGAGGCCUGGCUUUCCGCCGUGGAGUUGGCAAAUGAGUCAAAAUUGGAGAUGAAAACAAGAAUUCAAGGAAAAUGCCAUGUGAAGAACAAAAAAAAGAAAAGUGGGUGUAAAAAGGAGAAGGGGGUUGCGUGA
Molecule: messenger RNA, 1938 nt
Organism: Trypanosoma cruzi
Lineage: Eukaryota; Euglenozoa; Kinetoplastea; Trypanosomatida; Trypanosomatidae
Exons: 1
Coding region: 1-1938 (645 amino acids)
Source: RefSeq, a predicted model, not a curated record